GGCCAAGUGGUUUACAUUUUGCUAUUUAAUUAUUUAAGUAUUGGAAAAUUCUCGUCGCUUGAGUAAUUUGAGUAAUUGUGUGUGAGUUAUUGAAUAGGACCAUUUUGCGGGUAUUAAUAAUCAACCGUAAAAUUCAAGAUACGUUUAACUCGCCGUCUAUUAUCAAGCAGUAAUAAAGCGUACUCGUGUUACAACUCGUCGUGUUUUUUUUUUAAAGCUUGUGCUCGAUUUGAAGAACGUAUAUUCAAGCUUCCUUGAUAAGUUGAUGAGUUAUAACGUGGAAAUAACAACAGAACGGUGUGUUUAAAUACUCUUGUUCACAUGGAGAAAAGAUGAAGAUUGUUUAAAUGAAGAAUGGCUCAAGAUUUAGGGGAUAGUGUCGGCGGAAGGUAAAUUAUGUACAGAAGAUAUAUUCGUUGGAUAAACUCCGAGCUUUCCCAAAAACGGCCACAUCCAGACGUGCCGCUGCUAUUGCAAUUCGCAAUGGCAGAGAGAUGUGACUCCUCUGUGCUGGCUAGCGAUCUCGAAGACGGGGGUGUUGCCUUUGGGAAGUCACGUAAGGCGUCGAAUGAUCAUGGCAAUCAUCUUAACAUUAUUGCCGACCGCUUCAAUUCUCUCAGCGAGGUGACUGUGGCACUGAAACGGCUGGGCAUCGACAACUGUGGCCUCAUUUUUGGCAUUGACUACACAUUGAGCAACAAGGUAUCUGGCGAAAAAACUUUCCACGGACUGAGUCUGCAUGACACAACCAGCCAAAAGAAUAACCCGUACCAGGAGGUGAUUUGUAUUUUGGGUGAAACCCUCGAACCGAUGGAUGACGAUGGGAUCAUUCCAGCGUAUGGAUUCGGGGACCGAACAGUCAGAGAUAAAGGGAUAUUUCCGCUCAAAAAAGAGGGCGAAUGUGAUGGGUUCCUAGAGGUAUUGGAAGUGUAUAAUGAGAUCACGCCAACCGUUCGCCUCGGAGGACCUACUAACUUCGCGCCUCUUAUUGACGAGGCUGUUCGUAUCGUGAAGCAAAAGAAACAGUACCAUAUCCUGGUGAUAGUUGCGGACGGUCAGGUGACAAAUGAAGAGGACACGAUAAGGUCAAUCGUGGAGGCCUCAGAGUAUCCUCUGUCCAUCGUGUGUAUUGGGGUCGGUGAUGGACCUUGGGAUAUCAUGAACGACUUCGAUGACAAACUGCCGGAACGACGCUUCGACAACUUUCAGUUCGUGGAUUUUCAUUCGACCAAAUCUGAAGCACGCAAUCCUCAGGCCGCGGUUGCGUUAGCAGCACUUAUGGAGAUUCCGGACCAAGUUAAAUAUAUCAGAGACAACAAACUGAUUGAGAAACUGUGAGAAAAUGCGAGAAAAUGCGUGAAACUGUGAUAUUUUGCUCAUGAUUCGUACAGGGAACAAUAUGAAAGACGUGUACAAUUGUGAAACAUGACAAUUUUAUAAGGAGGAAAGCAGAGUGUGCAACCCGUUGUUCAUGAAUUUUUGCAAAACAUUCAAGAGUACUGAAUAAUUGCAAACAUUGGCAAUCCAUUACAAUAUAAUUAUACACUAAUACACUGGCCUAUUACAAUGUCUUCCGUUGGUUUAAAAAGCCAAGUGUGUUUCAUUUUGAACUUUUACAAACAUUUUACGUGAUAUCGUUUUAAAAGUCGAAAUGUUGGCUAUUUAGACGUGAACUUGUAGAUUUUUUCGGCAUUAUUUUUCUAAAUGUUUAUAGCAUAGGCAAAAUAGGCAAAAGUAAAAUCCUGAGUAAAAUACGUCUUUUCCUUUAUUGGAAUUUCUUUUAUACUCGGCACAAUCUUCUUUUAGAAUACUGACGUAUUGUUGACAUAGUAUAAGUGUACCCACACUUUCUUUUCUGUUUUUAAAUAAGUGAUAAAACACAAAUCAUGUCGAUAGUUCGAAUCCGGACUAAAAUGAAUUAGCUAUUUGAACGAUUAACAGUAAAAUGUUAGUCAUAUUUAAAUUGCUUUAUGUUUUUUUUUAAGCUCACAUUUUCAUAUUUAUGUCAAUACUGCUUAUGCAUGUUUUACCUUAGAUUAGUGAAGCAUUUUUGAAUAGUUAAAUUGUGUUCUUUAGUAAAUCAAACCAUAUCUCAUAUCGCGUGUUGACAAUACAGAGUAUAAUUAUGGUUUUAAUGACCUUUUGUUGAUUUUUUCAAAAUGUGAACCUUAAUUCAAGUGCGAGGAUGUAUGAACUUAUCAGAACAACACAACAUAAAUCCUUCUGUAUCGAAGAUUAAGUUUGUUUUUCUCAAUCAGAUGUUUAUUAAAAAGGACUUGUUUACAUAUUUGUUAUUCGGUAAUAAAAGCCUAAUAAGCAUUUAUUGAACUAAGUUAAGGAGCUAAAAUGUAUUAUCAUGAAACUUAUUUUAACACGCGCAGGUCGCACUGAUGUAAUGGCUGUGGUGUCCGCCAGGCGACCGGGAGGCCACGUGUUCAAUCCCCACUGUGGGAGCGUUCUAUAGAUCUGCCUCAUAGACACCAAGUACUGGUUCUAGUCCCAGGAAACGGACUCGAGAACGUUUCAAAUACGUCUUAGGCUUUCUAUGCAAUCGAGCUAAAAUAAAUAGGUUUAAAACCAAUUUUAACAUACAGAAGAUUUCAAAAAGGUUUACUCCAGGGGUCGUAUUCCAGAAACAUCUUAAGUCAUUUCUUAAAUAUUUUCACUUAAGUUCAAAAUUACAAUGUUUUGUAUUUCUUUACUAAAUAAACACAUGCAUGUUUUUUUGGUAUUCCUCAAAUAACAUUGACAUAAUGAUGUUAUUUUUAUGUAAUUUUCGAUGUCUAAAUAUUGGAGUAUGAAAUGAAACACUUAAGAAAAAUUCCCAAUUUAAGGAUAAAAAUAAAAUUUAACUUAAGAUGCUUCUGGAAUACCACCCCAGAUUCGAACUCGGAUCAUUCGGAUAAAAUAAUUUACCGAGGUGACCUCUCUACCAUCCCGUGUAGUACAGUACAUCAUGCGUAUUUUAGCUUAUGUUGGAAAUACAUGUGUUCGCUCAACUCGUGACGAAAAUAAUUCAAACACUCCGAAUUAUUCAAUCAUUUGUGUGUGUGUGUAUACUUUAUAAUUGUAUCCAUUUGAAACAAAUAAACGAUUGAAUUGUU
Molecule: messenger RNA, 3104 nt
Organism: Dreissena polymorpha
Lineage: Eukaryota; Metazoa; Mollusca; Bivalvia; Myida; Dreissenidae
Product: copine family protein 1-like
Exons: 7
Coding region: 397-1338 (313 amino acids)
Source: RefSeq, a predicted model, not a curated record